Monodelphis domestica (gray short-tailed opossum) is the source of this 8809-nucleotide messenger RNA. RefSeq lists its product as uncharacterized. NCBI's taxonomy places the organism in Eukaryota, Metazoa, Chordata, Mammalia, Didelphimorphia, Didelphidae. Gene Ontology annotation, biological process: regulation of DNA-templated transcription. The record is from RefSeq and is a predicted model, not a curated record.
AGCAGGCAAGUCGUAGCCCUCCGGUACGGAGGACUCCAUUUCCCAGAAGGCCUGUUUCCAGACGUCUCCCUAGUCUUGCCUCCUCCUCCAGGUGGCAGGCUCAAGGCACGCGGGGAAUUGCCUUUGGUUCCUCUUAGUUCCUGGACCGUCCACGGUUUUUUUUCCUCGUACCUUUGCUUUGCUCGGUGCACAGAGAGGAAGUCUCCCCCCUCGGGGCUGCCAACCCCUGAAGCACCCCAGGGUGGCCCCGCAGAGAGCCCACAGCCAGAGGGAAUGGCCCCCCGGACCCCGAGGCCCCCCUCUCAGGGGUUUAUAACCUUCAAAGAUGUGACUGUGGACUUCACGCAGGAAGAGUGGUGCCUGUUGGACUAUUCUCAGAAAGACCUGUACAGGGAGGUUAUGCUGGAGAAUGUGAAGAAUCUAUUCUCUGUGGGGCUUUCAGUUUUGAGAGAAGAUUUUGUCUCCAGUUUUCAGAAAGGGGAAGGAACUUGGCUGCUAGAACAAAAAGGCUCAAAGAGCUCCUGUCCAGGGACACAGACUAAUUUUGAAGUUAAGGAGGUGUCUACAAAGUUGAGCCUUUUUGUGGAAGGACACGGCCUCCAAAGAUGCACAAAUGAGGGUCUCUCUGACUUCAUUUUGAGAAAAGUCUGUUACUCUAAUAUCAAGGGAAAUGAAAAUUCAAAGAGUGACUCUGAAAUUGAUGGAACAGCAGCAAAAUUCAGCCAAUAUUCAGUUCUAAGUCAGUAUACAAAAUUGACCUCAGAAAAUGACUGUUCUCAGGAUAGUUUAUACAGCAAAUGCUUUCCUACAGAACUAGACCCUAUUCAGUUGGCUGAGAAACCUCUUGAAAUGCCCUUGUAUCAAGGUCACUUAGAGGAAAUGGCCUUUGGCUCUAGUUUAGACCUUAAUAGAUAUCCAAAAACUAAACAUGCAGAGAUGGUUUCUGUGAGUAACAAAGAUGGGAGAUCAUUCAGUCAGAACUCUGAAUGUGGUUCACAUCAAAUAAUCCACUCUGAAGAGAAACCUUAUAAAUGUAAACACUGUGGAAAGUCUUUUACACGUAGGGACAGCCUUGCCAGUCAUCAAAAAGUCCACACUGGAGAGAAACCUUAUAAAUGUAAACACUGUGGAAAGGCUUUCACCCAGAAGAGCAAUCUUUCUGUACAUGAAAGAAUCCACUCUGAAGAGAAACCUUAUGAAUGUAAACACUGUGGAAAGGCUUUCAAACAAAGGAGUGUUCUCGUUUCACAUCAGACAAUCCACACUGGGGAGAAACCUUAUGAAUGUAAACACUGUGGAAAGGCUUUUACACGGAGUGACAGUCUUGCUGCACAUCAGAGAAUCCACACUGGAGAGAAACCUUAUGAAUGUAAACAGUGUGGAAAGGCUUUUACACAGAGGGGCCAUCUUGCCAUACAUCAGAGAAUCCACACUGGAGAGAAGGCUUAUGAAUGUAAACACUGUGAAAAGGCUUUUACACUGAGGGGCCAUCUUGUUAGACAUCAGAGAACCCACACAGGAGAGAAACCUCAUGAAUGUAAACAAUGUGGAAAGACUUUUGCAGAUAGGGCCUCUCUUAGUGCACAUCAGAGAAUCCACACUGGAGAGAAACUUUAUGAAUGCAAACAAUGUGGAAAGGAUUUCAUUCGGAGGGGCCGUUUUGCUGCACAUCAGAGAAUCCAUAUUGGAGAGAAACCUUAUGAAUGUAAGCAAUGUGGAAAGGCAUUUACACUGAAGGAACAUCUUGCUACACAUCAAAGAAUCCACACUGUAGAGAAACCUUAUGAAUGUCAACAAUGUGGAAAGACUUUCACACUGAGGGGCUAUCUUGUUAGACAUCAGAGAAUCCACAGUGAGGAGAAACCUUAUGAAUGUAAGCACUGUGGAAAGGCUUUCAAACAGAGUAGUGUUCUUGUUGGACAUCAGAGAAUUCACACUGGAGAGAAACCUUAUGAAUGCAAACAAUGUGGAAAGGCUUUUAUAUGGAAGAUGGAUCUUGUUCUACAUCAGAGUAUCCACACUGGAGAGAAACCUUAUGAAUGUAAACAGUGUGGAAAGGCUUUUACACGGAGGGACAAGCUUGCUGCACAUCAGAGAAUCCACACUGGAGAGAAACCUUUUGAAUGUAAACAAUGUGGUAAGGCUUUUACAGUGAGAGGUACUCUUGUUUCCCAUCAGAGAAUCCAUACUGGAGAGAAACCUUAUGAAUGCAAACAAUGUGGAAAGACUUUCACAUGGAAGAUGUCUCUUAUUCCACAUCAGAGAAUCCACACUGGAGAGAAACAUUAUGAAUGCAAACAAUGUGGAAAGUCUUUCACACACAGGCAUUCUCUUACUGCACAUCAUAGCAUCCACUCUGCAUUGAAACCUCAUAAAUGUAAAUAGUGUGGAAUGGCUUUCACUGAGUAUUUGUCUGGUUAAAUAUCAGAGCAUUGUUAAAAGGAAGAGAGGGUUUUAGCAAGAGUUUGGCCUACCAGGGGAGAGUUGCAGGAGGAAAAAGAUUCUAGAAUAUGAAAGUAGAGAUUAGACGGUUAACUAGUGCUUUAGCUGUCUCUUCUCUAGAUCUAUUUAGGGAGACUGUCUGUCCUGUGGUUGCUGAUCUACCCUGAUACCUCAUCCUACCUGCUGCCUUGCUGUUGUCUGCUGUGUUUCCUUGUGAUUCUGGAACAUCUGGCUAUCUGACUGUAAGGCCAGGUCUGGAUUCCUUUUGGAUCCAUGGCCUUUCCUUGGGCCCUGCCAAACUGUCAUAGACCAGUACCUCUAAUACUACCUAAAGGGGUGGGGAUGUUAGUGAAGAUUUAGGUAGACCAGUAUUGGGUUUUCUUUAGGUCAGAGCGAUGAUGGUUAGUGUAGAUCAAACUGAAGACUCCGUGUGGAGGGAUAGUUAGGUUUGGGAAGUUUCGUUUAGUUGACAUUAGUAUUAAUGUUAUUCUUAUUCCUAUCUAUCCCUUCUUCUUAGAAUAAACACAACUUUCCUGUUGCUAUGUUGUCUAUUGGUUUCAGACCAGGCUUUGCCUGAACUGGGUUUCUAUUGGUUUUCCUAAACCACAGUUAACAUCCUGAUACUGGUCCAGUUCUAUGCCUCAGAUGCUAUCCCCAAUUCCACACUGAUGCAGUUUUGGGGAGCCAGGUAGGAGAAGAAGAGUUGGUGAAAAGCUGAGAUUUCAUCAGUCACAUUGAGUCUGAAGGCAAAAAGUUCAGUAAGGCGUGCAUGAUUCCUGUGGAAGAAGAGAAUCCAGAGACAACAGGAAGUUAUGCAGGACUGAAGUAUUUGUGGCAGAGAAGGAGAUAGAAACAUUAAAGAAGAAUUUUCAGUGAAAAGGAUCAAGUGAUUUUUCCAGAAGUGUUUGUAUGCAUUUUUUCUGUGUAAUGUAACCUUGCAUAUUUUCAUAUGAGAAUGCAUUCAAAAUAUCAACUUCUAUUCUUAUUUAUUAGUUCAAUAGUUCGAUUACUUUCAAUUUUAUUAAUUUCUCCCUUAAUUUUUAGGAUCUCUAAUUUGGUUUUCUUCUGGGGAUUUUUAAUUCGUUUGCUUUCAAGUUUUUUAUUUGAAUGUCCAAUUCAUUGGUCUCUGUCCUCCCUAAUUUGUUAGUAUACGAACUCAAGGGCAUAAAUUUCCCUCUGAGUACUUUUUGGCUGCAUCCCAUAGAGUUUGAAAGGAUGUUUCAUCAUUGUAAUUUUCUUCAAUGAAGUUAUUGUUUCUAUGAUUUGUUCUCUGACUAGGCAAUUUUGGAGCAUCAUUUAAUUUCCAAUUAGUUUUUGAUUUAGCUCUCCAUGUACCCUUACUGACCAUUAUUUUAUUGUCUUAUGAUCUGGAAAGGUUUCAUUUAUUAUUUCUGCUUUUCUGCAGUUAUAUGCCAUGUUUUUAUGACCUAGCAUAUGGUCAAUCUUUGUGAAUGUGCUAUGUGCUGCUGAAAAGAAGGUGUAUUCCUUUUUGUCCCUAUUCAUUUUUCUCCAUAUAUCUACUAACUAAUUUUUCUAAGGUUUCAUUCACCUCUUUUACCUCUUUCUAAUUCAUUUUUUGAUUUAAUUUAUCUAAAUUUGAUAGUGGUAGGUUCAGGUCUCCCAGUAGUAUAGUUUUACUAUUUAUUUCCUACUUCAAUUCUACUAGUUUCUCCAUUAGAAAUUUGGGUGCUAUACCAUUUGUUGCAUACAUGUUGAUUAAUGAUAUUUCCUCAUUAUCUAUACUCAUUUUAUCAGGAUGUAUUUACCUUUCCUAUUCCUUUUAAUUAGGUCUAUUUUUAGUUUUUCAGACAUCAUUAUUGCAACUCCUGCCUUCUUUCUGUUAGUUGAGGCCCAAUAGGUUUUGCUCCACCCUUUAAUUCUGACUUUGUGAGUAUCUACUCAUCUCAUGUAUGUUUCUUGUAGACAAUAUAUGGUAGGAUUCUGGAUUCUAAUCCACUCUCCUAUUUGUCUACGUUGUAUGGGUGAAUUCAUUCCAUUCACAUUCAAAGUUAUGAUUGUCACUUUUGAAUUCUAUAGCAUUUUGAUAUCCUCUCCUAGUUCUGACCUUUCUUCUUAUGCAAUAUCCUUUUAAUCCAGUGGUUUACUUUUAGUCAAUUACCCUAUUCCCCUCCCUUUAUAUGCUUCUCUUUCUGGCCCCUCCCUUUUUGUUCCCUUCUUGUUAUUUAGGUUCUGUUAAGUACCUUCCUCCCUCUCCUUCCCUCCCCUUUUUUAUUUUUUGAGCUCCCUACCCCCUUUAGUUUCCCCUUCUUCCUUACCCUUUAGGAGAAGAUAGACUUCAAGAUCCCAAUGGGUCUAGAUACUCUUCCCAUAGAAUUGAUUUCACUGAGAGUAAUAUUUGGGUGUCACUUAUUAGCGCUCUCUUCCUCUCCCUCUUAUAAGAGUAUUCUUCCCCUCCCCAUCCCAUGUGUAUCUUUGUGUGACAGAUUAUUUUAUUUCAAGUAUCUCUUAUCAUUAUUGAUUCACCCUCACCCUUUUUUUCUUAUCAUUUUAUAACCUUUAAUUCCCUAAUCUUUUUCAAUGGAUGCUUCUUCUAUUUACUAUCAUAAUUAAAACGUUUUUGAGUUACAAACAUUUCCCCCAAAUAUUAAUAUAUACAAUUUGGUCUAAUUGUACCCCUUUAGGAAGAGAGUUUGAAUAACAAAAAAGAAGCAUAAAACAUUUUUCUCCUCUUCCCUCUCUUUCAUAAUUACCUUUUCAUUUUUCUCUAGAUUUUUGUGUUUGGAUAUCAAACUUUCCACUUAGUUCUGGUCUUUUCCUUACAAAUACUUGGAAAUCUUCUAUUUUGUGGAAUGCCCAUACUUUCCCCUGAAAGUAUAUAGUCAGGAAUAGGAGAUUCUUGGUUGAAGACCCAGUUUUCUUGCCUUGGUGAAUAUCGUGUUCCAGGCCUUGUGGUCUUUUAGUGUUGAAGUUGCCAGGUCCUAUGUGAUUCUGAUUGGUGCUCCUUUGUAUCUGAAUUGUUUCUUUUUGACUUCUUGUAGGAUUCUCUCCUUUGCCUGAAAACUCUGGAAUUUGGCAGUUACAUUUCUGGGAGUUGUUUUUUGGGGGUUUAGUGUAGCAGGUGUUCUAUGAACUCUUUCAAUGUCAGUUUUGCCCCCUUUUUCCAUAACUUCAGGGCAGUUUUCUUGGAUGAUCUCUUGUUGUAUGGUGUCCAGGUUUCUGUUUAUUUCUGGCUUUUCAGGUAGACCAAUGAUUCUCAAAUUUUCUCUCCUUCCUCUAUUUUCCUGAUCUGUCACCUUCUCAGUGAGUUAUUUUAUGCUUUCUACUAUUUUUUAGUCUUUUUACUUUGCUGUAUUAAUUUUUGCUGCUUUGCAAUAUCAUUGGUUUCCAGUUGCUCAAUUCUGGUCCUUUAGGCCGGGUUUUUUGUUAUAAUCUUUUGAUUUUCUGUUUUAAUCUUCUGGCAUUCAGCUACGACUUAUUCAUUUCUUUUUUGAACCAUUUCCUACUUCUCUUUCUAGAAGGCUUCCAUCUUUUUGAUGAUAAGCUCCAUUUAAGAAUCUUCCAGGGCUUGUGGACAAUUUCCAUUUUUUUUCGGUUUUGCCUUUGUUUGAGUUCUGUCCAGUAUUUCCUCUGUAGCCCGUGAUUUUCCUCCGUAAAAUUUAUCGAGGGUCAUAGCUUUCUUUUUCGUUUUUUUUGGAGGGAUUUUGAGGCAUCUGUGCACAAUUAUCCAUUUUUCUGGAUGUUUUCAAUUCCCUCUUUAGUCAGAAAUCUGAGUCAGCUGGGCAGGUUCUCUGUGUGUGAAGUUAAGGAGUAAGGGCAGGUUCUCAAUUCUCUGCAGUGUUUUGUAGCUUUUCUUGGUGCCACCCUUCCAGGGGUGCUCAGGGUCUGUGCUCUCCUGCCUGCCCGGUUUUCCGGUCUAGCUGUUUUCGGGGAUGGGUCCCCUACGGUCCUAAUGAAUUCCCAAGGACCCAGAAGUGCCCCCUUCUCAUUCCAGAGGUACUCCUUGCUGACUCCCUGGCUUCAGUGGGCGCACUGGCUCUGGGCACCUAAGGUCUGUUCUCUCUCGUGUGCUGGGGAUUUCUGCCUAGCUGCCUUCAGGAAUGGGUCCCCUGCUGUCCUAGUCAGCUUCCAAGGACGCAGAUGUGUCCCCUACUCACUCCAGAGGCUCCCCUUACUCGUUCAUAUUGGCGUGCGCUGGCACUGGCCCUGGCUCUGUAGGUAGGGGUGGGGGAGGGUGGAUCGGCUCACAUUUGGAUUGAAGCCCUUUCACCCUCUUAUAGACUGGAAAAGCCCCAAUCCCAUGUACCUUCAAUGCUGCACCCCACUUUACAUCUCUUGCGCUCCUCUGAAAAUGAUUCUUAAGGUCUUUUGGGGUAGUUCUUGUCGUUGUGUGCUGGCAAGAGUACUUAUACUGCAUUUAGACUUUCGCCUUGCUUAUCUGGAAGUCCUGCAGGAUACAAAAUGAACCCACAUAAGUCAUCAGCAUUUCUAUAUAUCUCCAACUCAUUUCAGCUUUAGGAAUUAAAAAGAAAUUCCAUUCAAAAUCACCUUAGACAAUAUAAAAUACUUAGGCAUCUAUCUGCUGAGACAAACACUGGAACUAUAUGAACAUAACUACAAAACACUUUCUACACAACUAAAAGUAGAUUUGAGCAAUUGGAAAAACAUUAACUGCUCAUGGGUAGGAUGAGCUAAUAUAAUAAAAAUUACCAUCCUACCCAAACUUAUGUAUCUAUUUAGUGCCAUACCCAUUGAACUUCCAAAAACCUUUUUUACUGAACUAGAAAAAAACAUAACAAAGUUGAUUUGGAAGAACAAAAGGUCAAGGAUAUCCAGGGAAAUAAUGAAAAAAAAAUUAAAAAGGAAGUUGGCCUUGCAGUCCCAGAUUUCAAACUAUAUCAUAAAGCAGUGGUCAUCAAGACAAUUUGGUACUGGCUAAGAGACCGAAAGGAGGAUCAGUGGAAUAGACUAAGGGUAAAUGACCUCAGCAAGACAGUCUAUGAUAAGCCCCCAAAUCCCAGCUUUUGGUACAAAAAUCCACUAUUUGAUAUUUGGACCAACACCUCACACCCUAGUCCAAGAUAUACUCAGAAUGGGUAAAUGACUUGAACAUAAAGAAGGAAACAAGUAAAUUAUGUGAACAUAAAAGUAGUAUACAUAUCAGACCUUUGGGAAGGGAAAGAUUUUAAAACCAAGCAAGACUUAGAAAGAGCCACAAAAUGUAAAAUAAAUAAUUUUGACUUAAUCAAAUUAAAAAGUUUUGUACAAACAAAAAAUCAGAAGGGAAGCAACAAAUUGGGAAACAAUCUUCACAAAAACCUCUGACAAAGGUUUAAUUACUUAAAUUUACAAAGAGCUAAUUCAAUUGUACAAAAAAUCAAGCCAUUCUCCAAUUGAUAAACGGACAAGGGACAUGAGCAGGCAUUGUUCAGUUAAAGAAUUAAAAACUACUAAUAAACACAUGAAAAAGUGUUCUAAAUUUCUGAUAAUCAGAGAGAUGCAAAUCAAAACAACUCUGAGGUAUCACCUCACACCUAGCAGAUUGGCUAACUUGACAGCUAUUGAAAGUAAUGAAUGUUGGAGGGGAUGUGGCAAAUUCAGGACAUUUAUUGAUUUUUGGUGGAGUUGUGAAUUGAUCCAACCAUUCUGGAGGGCAAUUUGGAACUAUGCCCAAAGGGCACUAAAGGACUGCCUACCUUUUGACCUAGCCAUAGCAUUGCUGGAUUUGUACCCAAGAGAUAAUAAUGAAAAAGACAUGUACAAGAAUAUUCAUAGCUGCGCUCUUUGUGGUGGCAAAAAACUGGGAAACGAAGGGAUGCCCUUCAAUUGGGGAAUGGCUGAACAAAUUAUGGUAUAUGUUGGUGAUGGAAUACUAUUGUGCUCAAAGGAAUAAUAAAGUGGAGGAAUUCCAUGGAGACUGGAACAACCUCCAGGAAGUGAUGCAGAGCGAGAGGAGCAGAACCAGGAAAACAUUAUACACAGAGACUGAUACAGUGUGGUACAAUUGAAUGUAAUGGACUUCUCCAUUAGUGUCAGUGCAAUGCCCCUGAACAACCUGCAGGGAUCUAUGAGAAAAAACACUAUCCACAAGCAGAGGACAAACUGUUGGAACAAAAACAUCGAAGAAAGGCAACUGCUUGACUACAGGGGCUGAGGGGAUAUGAUUGGGGAUGGAGACUCUAAAUAAACAUCCUAGCGCUAAUACCAACAACAUGGAAAUGGGUUCAGAACAAGGACACGUGGGAUACCCCUUUGAAUUGCAUGUCGGCUAUGGGAGGGGUGACGGGAGGGGAGGGAAGAAAAGAAAAUGAAUUUUGUAUUCAAUGACUGUUUGAAAUUGACCAAAUAAAAUAAUGUUUAAAUUUGAAAAAAAUAAAAAUAAACUCAUCUUGCAUACUUGCUAUCAAAA